AUGGGGAAUGACAGCAGCUCCCUCGGGGGUGCAGCAGAUGAAGAGCCGUUGAUACCUUCAGUUGGUCAGAAUACAUCAGGCACCGAUGUAACCUCAACCCCAACGACUCUAGCAGGAAUCUCUGAGACACAAGUAGCAACAACAAAUGUACCAGCUUCAGCCACCAAAUCAAGUCGUAGUUGGAAUUUUUUAGACUGCUGUAAUUGUUUUAGUACAUCAACAAUCACAAACGCUCCAUCCGAGAGUAAAGACAUGUCCACCGAUACAGAAGCUCUAUUCGAGAGGAAAGAAAAAUCUACUGACACGGACUGUUUGAUAAAAACGGAAAAUAUAUCGACAAACACAGAAGCUCUAUUCACGGUGAAAGAAAUAUCUACCGACACUGACUGUUUGAUAAAAAUUGAAACAACAUCAACAGAUACAGAGACUCUACUUGAUAAAAAAGAGAAAAAACUUGACACAGAGAUCUUGAACAAACUUGAACAAGAAGAAAAAGAAAUUACGAGCAAACUAAAUCAACUGAAUAUCAUUCAAAACAACUUUGAAGAAAGAAAAUCAGUUUCGAAAAAGCAGAGGGAAGAACAAUCAAAUAAGCACGUGAGGGCAUUACGUCAUAUUGGUAACAUUCACAGGAGGAGAGCUAAACUUACAGCGAGGAAACUAGAAUAUGUGAAGUCUAUCGCUCUGUAUGAAUGUGCUGAAGUUCACCUUCAAGAAUGUUCAGAUGAUGUUAAGAAACAGGAAUCUGAAAAAAUAAAACGAGAAAGGAAACUUACUUUGCGAGAAUUCUUGAGCGGUAGUACAAAACAGGAAACAUUAAAUGACAAGGUUUUACAGUUUGAGGAGGAUAAUGACACCAACAAAGAUACUCUGCGACAAAUACGAGAAAUUAUGAAAACUAAACUUAGAAAUAUAAACAGAGAGCAUGGUGGAUGUCCCAUUGAUCUAGAUGAGGCACACAAAAAAUUAGAAAAAGAGUACAUAGAACAAGUCAGCGAAAUCUUAAAAUGGAAUCACGGAGAAAUAAAAAAGUUCAUAGAAUCGUUAGUGAACCAGAGUAGAAAAAUGUUUGAAUUUCACAAUGAUGACUUUGCCUUUAUAGCAUUUGGAUCCUUCUCAAGAAAGGAAACAACACCAUUUUCCGACGUAGAAUUCGCAGUUGUCGUAGACACAAAUGACUUUAGCAUAGUUCCCCAGUAUAAAGUACAAUUAAUGAACAUCAUUAUGUGUGUACACAUCAAACUACUUAUGCUCGGUGAAACAAUUCUACCUGCUAUGCACAUUGACUCUCUUAAGGACUGGUAUUACGAUGACCGAACACACGUAUCCGUGAAGCAAGGGGUGUCCUUUGAUGGAUUGAUGCCACAUGCGAAUAAAACGCCCUAUUUUGAAGACCCCCAAUAUGAAUUCUCACUCACAGACACUAAGAAAGCAUUUAUGAGGUACUUCGAGGCCAAUGGAAAUUUGAGCAAAGUACUUUACUUAUAUAAGGGAGAUUUUGAGAUUCUAUAUGGUGAAGAUUCAGUUGCAGAUGAGAUGAAAGACCUUUUUGAAAAAGAUGGGGUGAAACGGAAUAAGAUCAUGGCCGGAAUAAUGAAAGAGUUCAAGGAUGACUUAAUGAAAUAUUCGUGCACUAAGAAGAUCUAUGAUGCCAAGUUUAACGAACACCUGCUAACAGAUAUAGAACUCAGUGUCAAGAAGGAGCUCUACCGUCUCCCGAGUGUGGUUAUCAACAACCUGCUUCAUCUCCUGGGAAGCAAGACAACCUGUAUAUGGGAUGUAAAACAAGUGAAAGGCCUGAGCGAUGAUAACCUACAUAACCUUACAAUGAUCCUAGCGUUAGCUACAGAGUUCAGACUAAGAUGUUACGCCGAGAAUAAUGGCCAAGUGGACGAGGUCAAAGGACAGCUGUUUCCUGAUGUAUUCCUGAAAGAAAAGGGGAAAUCAGAACAGUUCAUCGAGGAUUUGGUAUUGCGCUACUACAUGACAGCUAUUCCCCUAGUCUCUAGUAUCGAGCAACAUAGUCACAAACGAGGGGAAACGGACGUAACUGAAGAACAGAAAGGAAAAGCAUUGCUCAAAGCAGUAGGAACACAACCGCUGUAUGAUGCAUCGCUUCUUAAUCACGCAAUGGCAUAUCUACUGAUUAGAAAACGAGAGAAGGCAAAAGAGUACCUCGGUAAAGCCAAUGCGGAAUAUCUCAAACGAGAAAAACCUGUGGAUCACAACAAGCUUAUUCUACAGAUUCUCUUAAACAUGUACAUCAAGGAUGCGUACAAAAGCAAAGAAUUUUUGAACCUCGGUCCACGCGUCAUUGAUGCAAGUAACAGUGAUGUACUGAACACUCUGGGAAAUGCAUUUAUACAGCGAGGUGAACCAAACGAAGCAGAGAAGGUAUUGAAAGAGUGUGCAAAAAAAUAUGGAACUGACGAGUGUUACACACUACUGACAACAGCUCUAGUCAAAAAUCGUAAGGGUGAAGAACUACAAAAGAUACUAACUGAAAAACCGGAACUACAACUAAGAGAAGAUUUAAAGGAUGGUGUAGAUGCUGUUAUAUCACAGUGGCGGCAGCAGCAGCAGCAGAUUGAUGUAUUGCGGACAUACAAACAAAAGAUAUUACAGAGAAAAGAGUUUGAAAUUGACGACUACGCAAUUACUCACUCCCUGGCUGCUGCGGGUACUACUGGUAUAGUAAUGCUUGUAGCGCCUAUGUAUAUACCGCAAAGCAAUAGAGCAAUCCUCCUUUACGAACGACUCCAACGGAUAAAAAUACUGAAAACGACUGGCGCACCACGUGAAGUGAUAUCAACCCCUGAUGGUCUGAGUGUGGCAAUGCUGUGUGGAAAACAUGCUGGCAUGGGGAAUGUUGGGAGUGUUACUACUGCAGGGUGGGUGCAGGAGUUUGACACAUCGGGUUGCCACAAACGAGACAUACCACUCCCAGAUACAAUCAAACCUGUAGCUAUUGCAGUGAAUAGUAUUGGUCAGAUGGUGAUUGCGGAUGGCAUCAAUGGGUCAUUGGUGUUCAUCAACUGGCAGUCUGGGAAGGUAGAAUACACCACACCAUCUGGAUUGUUCACACCAUCUGGAUUGACCGACCGAGGCUACAAGACAUGCAUAGCGGUGACUAAACAGGAUCACAUCAUAAUAUCUCACCCUAGCACUAAUAGCAUCAGAUGUGUAGACAGUCAUGGUAAGAAAGUGUUCAAUUACAGUGGUAAGGGUGAGAAUGUACUUGAUGGUCCCAGUGGUGUUUGUGUAGACACAUUGGGAUAUAUCCUAGUAGCCAACAAUGCCCAGCGCACAGUGCAGUUACUCUCACCUGAUGGUCAUUUCAUCAGACAAGUACUGUCAGAAAAUGAAUGGCCGAUGUUCCCAUGGUCUCUCGCAAUGGACACAGAUGACAAUCUGCUGGUAGGAACAGGGUAUUAUAAUUUAAGACAAUAUUGUGACGUACUUGUCGUGAAAUAUAAGCCAUAG
Messenger RNA from Owenia fusiformis, 3483 nucleotides. NCBI's taxonomy places the organism in Eukaryota, Metazoa, Annelida, Polychaeta, Sabellida, Oweniidae. The record is from the annotation of a GenBank genome assembly.